CCCGAGGUGGGAGCGCGGCCCUGCGAGGGGAGUAACCUGUGGCUGAGUCGAGGUGGAGUCAGGGGCGGGAUGGCGCACCGAGGAGCGCGCUCUUCUGCUCUGUUUAGAGCUUCGCCGGCGGCCGGGGAUACCAAGAUGUCUGGACUGCAAGCCUGCACUGAUUUGAGAGGGAGAUGACUUGAGUGACCAGCUUCUAUCUCCACAACAAUGUCCAUGAACAAUUCCAAACAAUCAGUGUUUCCUGCAGCUGGACUCCUUUCAAACACAACCUGCCAGACGGAAAAUCGGCUUUCGGUAUUUUUUUCAAUAAUCUUCAUGACAGUGGGAAUCUUAUCAAACAGCCUGGCCAUUGCCAUUCUCAUGAAGGCGUACCAGCGAUUUAGACAGAAGUCCAAGGCAUCAUUUCUACUUUUGGCUAGUGGCCUGGUGAUCACAGACUUCUUUGGCCAUCUUAUCAAUGGAGCUCUAGCAGUAUUUGUAUAUGCUUCUAAUAAAGACUGGAUCCGCUUUGACCAAUCAAAUGUCCUUUGCAGUAUUUUUGGUAUCUCCAUGGUAUUCUCUGGUCUGUGCCCACUUUUUCUAGGCAGUGUGAUGGCCAUUGAGCGAUGUAUUGGAGUCACUAAACCAAUAUUUCAUUCUACGAAAAUUACAUCUAAACAUGUGAAAAUGGUGUUGAGUGGAGUGUGCUUAUUUGCUAUCUUUAUAGCUUUGCUGCCCAUCCUUGGGCUUCGAGACUAUACGAUUCAAGCGUCGAGGACCUGGUGUUUCUACAAAACAGAACACGUCGAAGACUGGGAAGAUAGAUUUUAUCUUCUACUUUUUUCUUUUCUGGGGCUCUUAGCCCUUGGUGUUUCAUUCUUGUGCAAUGCCAUCACGGGAAUUACAUUGUUAAAAGUCAAAUAUAAAAGUCAGCAGCACAGACAAGGCAGGUCUCAUCAUUUCGAAAUGGUCAUCCAGCUCCUGGCUAUCAUGUGUGUCUCCUGCAUUUGCUGGAGUCCGUUUCUGGUGACAAUGGCCAACAUUGGAAUUAAUGGAAAUCGCUCUUCGGAGACCUGUGAAACAACAAUUUUUGCUCUCCGGAUGGCUACAUGGAAUCAGAUCUUAGAUCCUUGGGUAUAUAUUCUUCUGCGGAAGGCUGUCCUUAAGAAUCUCUACAAGAUUGCCAGACGCUGCUGUGGAGUGCAUGUCAUCAGCUUACAUAUUUGGGAGCUUAGCUCCCUUAAAAGUUCCUUAAAGGUUGCUGCUAUUUCUGAGUCACCACUUGCAGAGAAAGUAAAUCAGCAAGAACCUAGUUUAAUAGGACAGUGAGUCAGUGGAGGUCUAGGACAAAACUACGGAAAGUAUUGGCAAUGUUUCAGUUAAUUGGAUUUAUAUAUAUAUAGCCCAACUGGAAAAUUCAGACCUCAGCAUGUAGUUUGGGGGCACUUUUGCCAGAUUUGGCUGUUCAAAUUUGUUAAAUUAACUGGAUAAUUGCAUAUUUCCACUUGCUUUGUGUCUACCAGAGGCGUAUCUAAGGCAAGACAUGUAGGGUGCAUGCCCUGGGCUCUGCUUAGGCGAGAGGGGAUAAGCAGUUUCUGUUGGCCAUCACAGUUUCCAUCUUCAGCUGUGAGAGAUGAUUCAGCAAUUUAACACUAAUUGCUGUAGGCGCUAUUUUCCGUAGAUACACCACUGGUGUCAACUGGACAUAAACAUGACAUGAUUCCAUGAGAGUUAAAUCAGAAAAAAAAUUGAGCUUCUCUGUGUUGUUUGUGAACUUAUCUGUGCUUUUGGAACGAGGGCAUCUGAGGCCUAAAGCAUUUACUUGGUCUGUUUGCCAGAGAACAUCUUGAUGCUACCUGUACAUUGAAAUGGCCACUUUGGGAUCUCCGCUUUGUAGCUGUUCCUUAUAGAUCAGGUACAAUGAAAUUUUUCAUCUGGUCUGUUUUACCCCUCAUUGUGUAGCCUCAAUCGAUACAUGCAUAGUCACAUCACGUGGGAUUCACUGUGGCUUAACCUUGCAAGCCUGUUUAGAGUUAGCCCAUCCUUGUUAUGUUUGACAAUUAAAUUAUGACUGCCUGCAUUUAUUAUUAUGUAGGUAAAUUAUUGUUUGGGAGUGCCUGGGUGGUGUAAAUGGUUAAGUGCUCAACUACUAGCUGAAAGAUUGGUGGUUCGAACCCACCCAGAGGCACCUUGGAAGACAGCCUUAAUGAUCUGCUUCGAAAAGGUCACAGCCUUGAAAACCCUGUGGGGCAGUUCCAUUCUGCAACACAUGGGGUCACUAUAAGUCAGAAUAGACUUGGCAGCAACUAACAACAAAAGCGAAUUGUUGUUUGAAAGGUUUUUGGAAAGUCAUAGAUUUACACAGCUUUCAGAUAAUCCAUUUUUCCUCUGAAAAUUCUAAUGCACUGAUGCACAUUAAAUACUUUUUAGAGAAAUGAACGCUCUAACUCAGCACAUACGCAGAUGACUUGCAUUAUAGCAGCUCCUAAAGCUCUACCAUCUGUAAUGGAUAAUGCAAACAAACAGAACCUGAACUCAAGUGUCAAGUGCAAAGAAUAAUGGCAAAAGGCAUUUUAUCUUCAGCUGUCACUUCUGUGUCAGCGAACAAAAGAAACACAAUCUAUACAUAAUAUCCAAAGAAUGUCUGUGGCCUAGUGUCUUUCUUCCUGCUUUAUACACACAUACACAAACACACAAGGACAUCAGAAAUUUCCGUUGCUAGUGGGUUACUUAGAUCUGUAGGAUGGCCUCUUCUAAAGCCUGUCUUACCAGGGUCAAGGGGAGGAUUGAUAAUUAGCCAGGCAUUUGCGGAUCAUUAUUAUGGUUAAUCGGAGCCCUGGUGGUGGAGUGGUUAAGAGCUCGACUGCUAACCGAAAGAUCAGCAGUUCGAAUCCACCAUCCGCUCCUUGGAAACCCUGUGGGGCAGCUCUACUCUGUCCUGUAGGGUCACUGUGAAUCAGAAUCGACUUAACAGCAAUGGAUUUGGUUUUUUGGGUUAAUAUGGUUAAUCAGGUGACCAAAGGAUAAAAAUCUCUCCAAAUUUCCCGUUAAUAAUGCAAACUUUUUUUUUUUUUUCCACUUGUUUGUGUAGUUCAACACAGGGAAUUUUAGUAAUCAUUCAGAAUAUCCUGGGUCCAUUAGUGGGUAAGAUAGGUAGUUCUGCUGUUUAAUAGGAAAGUUCAUUAUUGUAUGAUUCCUUUGCUUUUGUUAAUUUGGGUCCAUUUUAAAACUAAUCUUCCUGUGAGACUGAUUCUAGAUUCUCCAAGAAAUUUGUGUAGUUCAAGUAGGCAUAAAUGACUAUGUUCUUAAAUUCCUGCUUGUAACUGGUAAUUUGCAUUUGUAGUUGUUACCUUUUGUGAAUUUCAGUAUAUUCUCAUGAAUAAAGCAAAAGAAAUUGAGCAAAUAACCUCACUGAAGAUUUAAAGAUAAUAACUUUGCCUGUGAAUUUAAAGAGGGGAAACACACACACACACACACACACACACAGAGGCACAUGAUAGUCUUAAUUUAAGACCAGUGAAUGAUUAAUCACACAAAUCUAGGUCGCUCUCAUGUGUAGAGCACGUAGAUGCUUGAAAAAUACUUGCCAAAUUUAAUUGUAGACAAGAGUUUCUUAGUGAAAAUGAAUAUAGAAUUAUAAAUUUUUGUGCAUUUGUAAUUUAAACUGACAGUUCUAGUUACAUAUUGAUUAUUGUGGGAUAUAUAUACAUAUAUAUAUAAUGCACAUAUGUGUGUGACUAUAUGUAUCCAGUGUACUUGCUUUAAAAAAAAGUCAUUGUAAUUUGUGUUUGCUGUUAUAUUACCUAAAUGUUGUCACGUGUUGCAAGAGCACUUAAAGCCCAGAAGAACAUUUAGAUGGUUCAGAAGAGAUAUUUAUUUCCCACAACUACUUAAGGGUGUUGAUGUCCCUGUAAAAUGAGCCACAAGGAAACAAAGCUCUGUCCUUUCUCUUUGUACUAAGUAGAAUGCUACAGCGAACAUUUCUGUGUAUAGCAACUGGAGAGAGACAUGAAGAAGAAACCCUCAUUCUGACGCUCCAGGCCUAUUCUUGAGGCUUCCAACCAGUUGGCAGCAUUGUUGCUCUGUUGCCAUGAUGUCACCGUGGCCAUAUGUAUCUGCACAUUGUGAGAUUGUGGCAUGACCACAUGUGUGAACACAUGAGUAUGAAGGGUUUGGGGAGUAAUAGGGGAGUCACUCUGUAUCCUGAAAGGGAUAUUAUGUUAUCUGAGCAUAGGUUUAAUGCAACUGAAUUCAUCUUCCAAAAAACCAAAUCCAUUGUUGUUGAUUCAAUUCUGACUCAUUGGGACCCUGUAGUGAUAUUAAGCCCAAGGAGUAGGAAAAAAAAAAAAUUAUAAAAGAAUAUGCAUAUAGCUUGUUUCAUUUAGGCUUUCCUUCCAAGGAAAAUUAAAAAAAAAAAAAAUGAGCACAACAAUGUGUGCAUGUGACUUAAGAAUUUUAUUUCUGUUAUUGUAUAGGUAGCAGCGUAGUUUGGCAAGUUAUUGUGUAAUGAAAAAUAGGGUAAAACAUCCACCAAAAACUUUUAUAUAAAUGUUCAAAGUGAAAGUAUAUUUGUUCAGACUUCUAGAAAUAAAUAGUACAAAUAGUUUUUCACAAGUUUACCAGUGUGCCAUGUUUUAAGCUCUGUCAUUAAAUUUAUAAGCAGACUGUCAAAGAAACUGAAUUUCCCUUCUAUUGGGUAAAGUAUUCCUCAAGCAACUUCAGAUAAUAUUUCAUCAUAAUCUUCCUGGAGACUGGAUUUUUUUCUAAGUGAGAGUUUUAAAAGAUGAGACUAAAAAAAAAAAAAAAAACACCUGGGUUUUGACGAUAAUGAUGACAGGGACAGAUAGUGCUGACUCAUAAUUAUAUCCAAAAAGGUUUAGAAUUUUGCUGAUGGGCUUAGCUAGGUAGUAGAAAUAGGCUCUUUUCAUUUUUCUCUAAUUGAAGAAAGUUGCUUCUCCUUAUCUGUAUCGCUGAAGUGGAAAAUGCCUAAAAGUUAACAUAUAUAUGUGUGUGUUAUGUAACAAACAGUCUCGUUUGCUCACUUUCAGACUUACAAAGAAAAAGCUGCUUUAGUUUUGUGCGUCGUCUGAGUUUAGAACCCAAACAAUAGAGCAAUUUUUAAACAUGGAGAGUGGGCUUUUUGUGAGACCUGUUGCCAGUUUCACCUGUAUCACCAUCAUUGCUCGCAUUAAUAAACUGUCUAAGGUCAGGACAUGAGGCAUGGGAUCGUUACAUUUCCUUCUUCAUCUUCAUCUGGGUGUCAGGUAUUUUACCACCUACUAAAUAAUGUUGGACUUCAACUUGCUACUGACACAUUUUAAUAUAGUUGAUGAAACCUGCUUUUCUUUGUCAUGUGAAUAAAUACAUUCUGUGCUCUUUGUACUUCUUGGAUUGUAUAAGAGAUUAAAUGGUGAUAUGUAUAUUUUGUUGCUUGCAUCCGUAUGCAACUCAUGUAAUAUUAGUGCUUUGAUAAGAAUAAAACUUCAAAUGAUUUUGUAAUAAAGUUGGACUAGUGUUUAUCAAGAGUGGUUAUUUUUAUG
This is a messenger RNA of Loxodonta africana (African savanna elephant), 5519 nucleotides long. RefSeq names its product prostaglandin F receptor (gene PTGFR). The record is from RefSeq and is a predicted model, not a curated record. The transcript has 3 exons. Gene Ontology annotation, biological process: adenylate cyclase-activating G protein-coupled receptor signaling pathway; inflammatory response; positive regulation of cytosolic calcium ion concentration. Gene Ontology annotation, cellular component: plasma membrane. Gene Ontology annotation, molecular function: prostaglandin F receptor activity. The coding region runs from base 208 to 1308 and encodes 366 amino acids. NCBI's taxonomy places the organism in Eukaryota, Metazoa, Chordata, Mammalia, Proboscidea, Elephantidae.